AUGUGUUGCAAAACCUCCGGAAGCUCCUGUGGUAGCUACUGUGGCUAUGGCUCUGGCUAUGGCAGUGGUUUUGGCUCCAGAUAUGGCUGUGGCUAUGGUUCUGGCUAUGGCUGUGGCUAUGGCUCCGGCUAUGGCUGUGGCUACGGCUCCAGCUAUGGCUGUGGUUAUGGCUCCAGAUAUGGCUGUGGCUACGGCUCUGGCUAUGGCUGUGGCUAUGGCUCUGGCUAUGGCUCCAGGUAUGGCUGUGGCUACGGCUCUGGCUAUGGCUGUGGCUAUGGCUCUGGCUAUGGCUCCAGGUAUGGCUGUGGCUAUGGCUCUGGCUAUGGCUGCGGCUAUGGCUCCGGAUAUGGCUCUUCCUGCUACCGAAGAUGCUAUUCUUGCUGUUAG
Sorex araneus (European shrew) is the source of this 387-nucleotide messenger RNA. RefSeq names its product keratin-associated protein 6-2-like. The transcript has a single exon. The record is from RefSeq and is a predicted model, not a curated record. The coding region runs from base 1 to 387 and encodes 128 amino acids. Lineage: Eukaryota; Metazoa; Chordata; Mammalia; Eulipotyphla; Soricidae. Gene Ontology annotation, biological process: hair follicle development.